ACAUACAUAAAUACAAUCCAUAUUUAGUUGUAUUUGAGCAAAGUUUAAUAAUAAUGAUGAUGAACACUUCACUGAACUUGAGUUUUUUUUUUUUUGGUCACUAUGUACCUUACCUUAACAUCGAAAAAAAUCGUAUUGUAUUGAGGGGAGUAGAUAAAAUUGUAACGAAAAUAGACAUCUAUUAGAUGCGAAAAACAAAAACAUAAAAACAAGAAAAACAAAUUGUAUUGUUGCUGCCGAUGUUGCUAAUUUCUUUACGUACAUAUUUCUUAUAUUUCAAUUGUUGAAACUUUGUAUAAAUACGUACUCAACUAAACAAAGUACUUUGCACGCAGUGAUUUGUUUAUAAUUAUUAUAAUUUUUUUGUUAUUAACAAAUACUUAAUAUAAAAAUAACUAAAAAGUAUCUAUUCUACAAAAAUGUAGCAUUUCAAGUAACAGUGGGUGCCAAAAAAGGCUAAUAACAAAGAUAAGGAGAAAUGUUACUACCUUUACACACAUUUAUGUACAUGAAUCCAGUCCUCAUAGCUGGUCCUUAUUAAUUAGUUUAUAUCAUUAUACAUAUAUUGUAUUUAAAAGUAAUUUCUUUCAAUGAUACACAAACUUUAUGGUCCUAUAUGUUCUAAAAAUCUAAAAAAUACUGGCCAUUCAUGACGUACAAGAACGAAAUUUUACAGAAACACUUUAUAAGUCGUACAUAUCAUACUAAAUGUAAACUGUUGUACCAAUUUUAUUCCUUAGCUCUUGAUAGUUUAAUUUUUUACAAUUUAUAGAAAUAAAAUCCAGAGUCGAUCUUAAUCAUCGGAUUCAACGAAAAGUUCAAUAAAAUGUUGAGUGUUGUAAGACGCUAUUAAAAAUGUUUCGUCUUAUUAUGAAUGCCCUUCAUUUAAUAAUUUUAUAAAUACACAUCCAUACAUACAUAAUUAUUCAGUGAUGUUGAUAAUUAAUAUCGAAAACGAGAAUAGAAAUACAAUUUCUUAAUCAUAUGCAUUCAAAUUUAAAUACAUACUAAUAAUUACAUACAAUAAAAUAAAUCCAUUCAAAGCGGAUCUUGUUUAUUCCUCUAUUUUUAUUUCGAUUAAUGACCUGUACAAAAAAAUACGUAGUAGAAAACCAACAUCGAACGAAUUAAAGAUAUACUUACCGGUAUCGACAUGCCAAUAUCAUCAACAAGGCGCUAAUCAAAGGAAACAAUACCUGCUGUAUCUACUGUCAAUAGAUAGUACCUACUACUAUUUAGAGAUAGCGGACAAAAAAAGGCGACACUACAGCCAGCAAGGAGCAAUAACGAAAGAAACAUUUACUACAUACAUAUAUUUCUUAGAACAAUGAUCAUAAUUCUUAAGAAUUAUAUUGUAUGUUUAACUACUAUUUAAUUAUGUAUGGCAGACAUAAAGGCGUCUUUUUUACCUUAAAAGCAAGUACUUUUGAGCGAGAUAGCGCAGCGACAACACGUUAUGGACACUUUAAAGAACAACAACAAUAAUAACAACAAUAAUAAUUUCGAACCCGAAACAAUGCAGCGAGGAGAAGAGGAUUUAAUACGUACUGCCUUUGAAUAUUCAUUUCCCACCAAUGACGACGAUGACACCGAAAGUAAUAAAAGUACACCGUAUUUUACACCGAUGGAGUUUUUACAAAGUCCAUUUGAAUUUCCGACACCACGGCUAGCGGACAUAGAAAAAAUACAUAGUAGCUGUACGUCAACGUCUACCAUAACAACAGCAACGGCGACAACAUUAACAACAACGACCACUUCUUGCGUUGCUCAACCGACGAAUAUCGAGUUGGAAAAUUUGCCAAUAAUGAUGCAAUCAAAAGAGUUGGACAUUGAUAAUCAGAGCCCGAGAAUCUUGCAGUCAAGCUCCAAAUCGCUAAUCAAGCAUUUAGAACCGUCGUCACCAAAUGUUCAAAGAAAAUUUCGAAGAUUCUCGUUGUACGAGCGCAGAUCUUGCUCGCCUCAACAUUUAAUUAUAAAAAAUGCGUCGUCUGUCGAAUGUACUGUGGAUACAGAUAAGGAAAAUACAAAGCCAAAAUUCAAAAUGGACAAAAACGAUGAAACAAACAGCGGAAAUAAUUCUCCAAGUAUGAUUUUAGAUGAAACCGGCUCACCCAGAAUACUGACGUCGUCAGAAGCGGCCAUGUUAUCAUCGGGACGUCUAACUUACUCGCCUAAAUUACUAACAUCCAUAAAUAAUUUACAUUUGGCUUCACCUUUGGGUGUUAUUAGUUCGGCUGGCUAUAAAAAUGGCAACUACUUCAAGUUUCCAGAAAUUGAUCAUGUCGUACAGGACGUUCAAAUGCACCAGGGCACAUCGACAAUUCUCGAUGAUAAUGGAUCAUCUAACAAAGACAAUCAACUGUUAAAACGCCUUGUUACGAAGAAUAUACCAUCAUCGUCGACGGAGACUGGAAACACAGAGGCGGAUGCAAAAACAAUGCUCGUCAGGGAAUUAAAUUCCACAACUGCAACAAGUGCAAUUCUACCUAAAACCGAAACCAAAAGAAAUCGUAAAAAUAAAAAUAAUUUAACUAUUAAAAUCAUAAAUAAUAACUCAUCAUCGUCAUCUGUAGCGGGCCAAGCUCUACAACACUACAAUGCCAACAAUGCGCGAGAUAAAUUGCCUAGCUCUCCCUCUUUGAAUAAACCGAAAACUCCAACAAUUAAAUCUACCAAAGAAAAGGCCUUGUCAUUAGAUUCGGCACCAAUUGCGAAAGACUGCGUGAAAGCGACUCUGUUAAAGCCAGAGCUAAAUUUAAGCUGCGAUGAGAUCGAUUCGAAUUUGCAUGAAAAUAAACCUUUAUUUCAGCCCCACGAUCGUUUGCGACCAAAUGUGCCAAAUACCAGGUCGACUUCGUUGUCACAACUAGCGGCACACAACAGCAAGUUGAAUAAGACUGCAAUUAGAAGACGAAUACCGACCUCCACUAGUGUGGACUGGCAGCUGCACCAAAGAAAGCACACCUCGUUUAAUAUACCCGAUAUUACUAAAAAGAUGUGUGAAAAUCGUGAUGACAAAUCGGUGGUGAUAUUAAAGGAAGACGAGGUGUUAACCGAUCCGCAAUCGAGUUAUUCGUCUUUACAAACUCCUAGCUCGGGUAAUUGUGCCUCAACACCAUCUUCGGGUCAUAGGACGCCUUUUAAGCACAAUCCCCUGUUGCAUAACUCCAAUACGAACUUGAAAACAUUACCCGAAUUUCUAACUUUAGUAGAGUUCUCAACCCCAACUGCGGGUCAAGUUGAUCAUCCGUUUAAACAAAAAUCAAUGGAUUUACCAAGUUCAACAGCGGCCAAUGCUCCAGCGAAGGCGGCCAAUCCGUCAUCAUCCACAAAUUUGUUGCAGCGCAGAGGCUCCAACCACAGUCUUACUUUAAAUCUCCAUGGUUCUUGCAGCAACCUUUUGGGUUCAUGUCGUUCUGGUCUUAGUGUUUCUAACUACAGCUUAGGCUCUGUUGGAAAUUCUACGAACAAUUUAAAUUCGAAAUCUAGUUGUAAUCUUAAUAUAACGACUUCGCAAAGUUCACAAACUACCAACACUGCAUCCGUCAAUACAACGCAAGUAGCCAAGCAGAGUCUAUUUCGAAGAAGAGGAUCCAAUCAGAGUCUAACUCUCACCAAUCUCACAGCCACAUCAUGUGGCAAUUUAAACUCUUUCGCCAGUCAAAAUUCCUUGAAUGUUGAAAGGGCGCAAUUAACUACACUACCGAGGCCCAUAGCCAAUGUAUCUUUAGGUGCGACUCCACGACGAGGUCUCUUGGAACGACGUGGUUCGAAUCAAAGCUUAACAUUAAACAUGAGUAGUUCUUUUGGUGGUAUUGGCAGUGAAAAGGGUAUAUUAGGCAACAGCAGCAUGAAUUUGGGCGAAGCAAAACCGGACGAAGAGGUCAAACUCAGCCAUCAAUCCUUAGCAUCAAACUGCUCCGUUCAUUCACACCAAAGACGAUUCUUCAGCAGUGAAAGUUUGAAUCGCAACAACACACAAUUUGCCGAUUUGAAUCAGGCUCACAAGAGAAAUGCCAAUCAAGUAUGCUUCGGUUCUGUAACCGACCUCAAGCCAAAUGACCGGGCUUCUUCUCGUCAGACUGCUGCUGGCAGUAGUAAAGCUCAUCCUGAGCAUUUCGAUUUUCAAGAAUCUUCCGUUUGCACUUGCACUGGCGUCCGAAACAUAAUGACAAAACCCUUAUCGCCCCAAACGACUAGUGAAGAGUUCAAGAUAUAUUUAGCCAAUAUUCAAAUGUUACAAAAUGCCUCGAAUGCUUUAAAUCAAAACGAUUUGAUCCGAUUAAAUUACAUCUUCGACAACAGCUAUGUUGCAAACUCCAAGAGCAUAGCAGAGCAAACUAUACCCAUAUUAAGCAUGCCCGCCGCCAACAAAGAAGCCGAAACCCCACCGGCUUUGGUAUCAAAUUCUGAGGAUUGUGAAAUCAUUGAAAGGUAUUUGCACGUUGUUAAGGAUGUAAUAGAAUCCCUUCAACUAGACGAAGAAGAACAAAAGCGAAUAUUUCGCAGUUUACAUAAGGAAUUUUGGGAUUUGCCUUUAAAUCAUCAAGAAAAACCCAUGGUUUUUGGUUCGCAAACUAAAAAUCGCUACAAAACUAUCUUGCCUAAUGAAAAUUCACGAGUUAUAUUGGAAAAGGAAUCAAAGCUGUUAAUGGAUCUGAUAAAAAAUUGCCCAGAUAUUGAUGAAGAUUCAUUAAGCGACAUGGCAAAACACAUUUUUACAUCUGACGAGGUGCCCUAUAUUAAUGCCAACUAUAUAAAAGGCCCCGAUUACACUUCCAAAUGUUACAUAGCCACCCAAGGCCCUUUGCCCAAUACGAUUUAUGAAUUUUGGCUCAUGAUUUACCAAAACACCAAAAAAUAUAUGCAAAUAUCCAAAGGCCCUGAGAGUCCCAGUUGUCGCCAGGGAAAAACUCUACAACAGUAUUAUCAGAAAAUUGUGAUGCUUACAAAUUUCAUGGAGAACAACAGACAAAAGUGCUCGGUUUAUUUCCCAGUUGAUUUGAACGAGAUAUUCAUCAGUACGCCCAGAGAUGAAGUUGUACAGCCCAGCGACAUGUUAACAGAUUUUUUGAAUACCAUACUAAAGUCCAGCAUCGACGAAGAUGCCAUCACGAUGCCAAAAGCAGACGACGGCUUGAGAGAAUCUUCUCAAAUGAUAACAAUGGAUACAAUUAAAGUGUGUGUGGAAGAGGAGCUUAAAAGCCAAAUACCAAAUAGUUCAAGUUUUUUUGUUAUCAAAAAUGUUGGUAUAGUGCGCAAAAAUGGCUUCUCCAUAAGGAAACUUAUAAUUUUGUAUUGCGCAAAUUACACUGAUUGCGGAAAUAAUUUGUUAAUUAAUAAAUUCCUCUGUUACCAUUAUUGGUAUCCUGACUGGCCGGAUCAUAGAUCACCGCGUGACAUUAAUACCUUGCUUGACAUUUCGCUGCAUGUCAUGAAUUUGGGUAAAUGUGAGGCAGAAUUUGAAGAAUUCAGUGAUGCCGCCUGUACCCCACCCUCCCAUAUCAAUGCCCAGGCAGUGGAGCUAUACCAACAGGACAUUUUUAAUGCUGUACAACCGCUGCCAGUGAUACAUUGUUCAGCUGGCAUUGGUCGGACAGGCUGCUUGACGGCAAUUCUGAAUGGCAUUCGCCAGGUGAGACAAUCUCUUGCUUACUCCUUGACAACAAUGGCGACAAAUGCAGCAAAACAAGCCACUGCUUCUCAAGCACUCAGUCCCGUUGACUUUCGUCUCCCCAAACAGUUUCUGGAAGAGGAUUCAACAUUGGCAAAUCCACUACCAACUGAUAUUGAUUGCAGUUUUACGCGAAACACACUACUUUACAUUCGCUACAUUUUGAAGACGGAACAGAUAUUAACGGAACGAGGUUCUGCCGUUGAUACUCCGACAAGCAGAGAGUGCUUAAACCCUUAUGUAAUUACAUCCUGGCAGCUGCCGUCAUUAGCUGAACUGCCCAAAAUGUCUAAUAUAUUCGUUGAUGUAUUAGGCAUCGUUUGUAAUUUACGAUUGCAACGUGGUGGCAUGGUACAAAACUCGGAACAAUACGAAUUAAUACAUCGGGCAAUAUGUUUAUAUCUAAAACGUACAUUUGCUUUGAAAAGGUUUUAAGCAAAAGUACACAAAACGACACGAAAAUAAAAACGCACAUUCAAUUCAGAAUUGAAACAUACAUUUUCAAAUUUCUUCAAAAGAUCACAACAAUUCAACGUUCAACUUAAAUAUCUCUAUCUCUCUCUAUUGCAAAACAAAAACUUCUUUCAGCAGAUCAGUUACAAAAUAUUUAAAUAAUAGUAGUAUGUACUACAUACAUCAUACAAAUAAUUACAUAUAGAUGUUUCUAGACAAAAAAAAAAAAAAAACAAACAAAAUAUUAAAUACAUAAUAAUAAUAAUAAGAAUUGUGAAUGUGAACAAAAGAAAAAAAAAACUGAAAACAUUUUCAAAUGAUUUUAUAGAUUAAGCGUAAAUGUAGAUUUUAUUAAAACAAAAAGAGAAACAUUUUGAAAAUUACAUACAAUGUACACUGUAUGUAAUUCGUAUGUAUGUAUUAUUAUGCAUUAGGUUACACAAUUAUGUACUAUAUUAUUUAUUUUUUCUGUUUAUUUCUAUUUAUUUUAUUAUUAUUUUUUUUUAUUUUCCGGUAAAUUAAGUGAUACAUAAUUCAAAAAUAUGAGAAAAUCUACAAUAUUUUUUCCGAAUCCAUGAUUUUUGCAAAUGCAUAAUACAUUUACAUAUUUUUGCAUUGGGAGCAAAACAAAAAUUAUCUGCAUCAUUUGGAACAAAAACUAUGAAAUUUUUAUUUUGUGUUUUUAUUAUUUGUACAAUUAGCUUUUAAUUAAAAAAAGAAGAAAAAUCAACUAGUCAAAUAAAUUAAUAAAAAGAAAACUAUACAUACUACAUAUACAUAGAUUAAAUAAAGAAAAAAUACUAAUUCAUUAAAUGUAACAAAAA
Molecule: messenger RNA, 6951 nt
Organism: Calliphora vicina (urban bluebottle blowfly)
Lineage: Eukaryota; Metazoa; Arthropoda; Insecta; Diptera; Calliphoridae
Gene: PTP-ER
Product: Protein tyrosine phosphatase-ERK/Enhancer of Ras1
Exons: 3
Coding region: 1457-6109 (1550 amino acids)
Biological process (GO): protein dephosphorylation
Molecular function (GO): protein tyrosine phosphatase activity
Source: RefSeq, a predicted model, not a curated record